This is a messenger RNA of Ricinus communis (castor bean), 2084 nucleotides long. RefSeq lists its product as uncharacterized. Bases 663 to 1850 code for a protein of 395 amino acids. The record is from RefSeq and is a predicted model, not a curated record. The transcript has 15 exons. Lineage: Eukaryota; Viridiplantae; Streptophyta; Magnoliopsida; Malpighiales; Euphorbiaceae.
AAAAAACUUGAAAAGCUUUAACUUACGAGCUGUUACCUUAACAAAUCAGAACUCUAAUUAAGAGACAGCUUAUUGUACAAAUCAAAGAAUUCCAUUCAAAAAGGGACUCUCUUUUUUUAUGUUUUCAAAUUAUUUUUCUUUUAUAUAUCUACACACAAAAACACAAGUAACAGAAAAUUUAGAGUUUUGCCUCAAAUUCUACUUCUUUACCUCAUUCGGAUUUGAAUCCAAUCUGCAACUGCUAAGAUCUUAAAACAGGAAACAGAACACACACACACAAAUCCUAUCACUACCCAUUUCCCCUUUCUCGGGAAAUUCAUCGUUUUUAUUCUUAAUCUUUUUUUUGAGUUUUGCCGUUUUCAUUUUUGAAAUUGAUCACGACAUUUCUCAUUUUUCUUUGCGUUCGACUCAUUUUCUUCAUUUUAGAACCCAGAUUUCAAUUGGGUUUCUCGUGAUUUACUUGUUCAUAAACUUCCCUUUUGCCUGAUCUUGCUUUGAAUAUCAAGAAUCUAUUCAGGUCCUGCCUUCCUACCUCGGAGGUCUCUAUCUGUUUUGCAGAGAAGUAUCGGCUCAGGACGUUUAAGUAAGCAACUAACAGCUCUCACAUGUUAUAUUGCUGCUUAUAUUCAUUGUGAAUAUAAAGCCAGUCGAUUGUAAAUAGAAUGGGAAUCUUUUCACGAAGCAUGGUUAGUAGAAAACCAAAUGAGACAAUGAGGCUUAUUGUAACAACUUUUCUUGGAGUAGCUUUUGGCUUCUUGAUAGGAAUAUCUUUUCCAGCAUUGUCAUUGAGUAAGCUUAAUAUCUCAUCCAGCCUUCUUCCUUCUGUCGAUAUCUCAUACAUUAAUGAAAAAACAUUUGGCUAUACUUGGUCGUCAAGGAAGAAUAACAGCACAACUGGAGCGCCAAAUUCAAAUGAUACAUCAAAGAUUUGGGCCCCUUUAAAUCCACGUGGUGCUGAAAGACUUCCACCAGGAAUUAUUGAAGCUGAGUCAGAUUAUUAUUUGCGCAGGUUAUGGGGCAACCCCAAUGAGGAUUUGAUCAGCAAACCAAAAUAUCUCGUGACCUUCACUGUUGGCUAUGAUCAAAGAAAAAAUAUUGAUGCAAAUGUUAAAAAGUUUUCAGAGAACUUCACAGUCCUUCUAUUCCAUUAUGAUGGACGGGUGAGUGAGUGGGACGAAUUUGAGUGGUCCAAGCGGGCUAUUCAUGUGAGUGCUAGGAAGCAGACUAAAUGGUGGUAUGCAAAACGUUUUCUACAUCCUGAUAUCAUUGCACCAUAUGACUACAUAUUCAUAUGGGAUGAAGACCUGGGAGUUGAGCACUUUAAUGCUGAAGAAUAUUUAAAAAUUGUGAAGAAGCAUGGCUUGGAAAUUUCACAGCCUGGUUUGGAACCUAACAAAGGGUUAACUUGGCAGAUGACAAAGAGAAGAGGUGAUCGUGAAGUUCACAAAAUAACAGAAGAGAAACCAGGCUGGUGCACUGAUCCCCAUCUGCCACCCUGUGCAGCGUUUAUUGAGAUCAUGGCUCCUGUCUUUUCACGAGAUGCAUGGCGCUGUGUGUGGCAUAUGCUUCAGAAUGACUUGGUCCAUGGAUGGGGUCUUGACUUUGCUCUUAGAAAAUGUGUAGAGCCUGCCCAUGAGAAGAUAGGAGUUGUGGAUUCUCAAUGGAUUGUUCAUCAAACUGUUCCCUCGCUGGGGAACCAGGGUGAAUCACAAAAUGGGAAGGCGCCAUGGCAAGGGGUGAGGGAGAGGUGCAGGAAGGAAUGGACUAUGUUCCAAAACCGGAUGACAUACGCAGAAAAUGCAUAUUUUAGGGCAAUGGCGAUUGAGUCUUCCAAUUCCACAGCUCAUUAGAGAAGGACAGUAAUCAUAGGAGCUGAUGUACACUACCGUGAUGACAGCACAGCUCAAGGCUUCACAUACUUUUUGUAGCAUCUGUUAUUGUAAUCCUAACAGUUAUUUAUUACUACUAAUGAUAAAUUUUCACCUCUGAGUCUGAACCAUAAUGCAUCUUAAAACCCAUGUAGAGUUCUCAACAGGGAGGGGUAUAAAUAAAUCCCUUUGUAAAAUCAUUUAAUCUUUUUGCUA